This is a messenger RNA of Plectropomus leopardus (leopard coralgrouper), 1408 nucleotides long. RefSeq names its product zinc finger, C4H2 domain containing (gene zc4h2). Gene Ontology annotation, cellular component: nucleus. The record is from RefSeq and is a predicted model, not a curated record. Gene Ontology annotation, biological process: positive regulation of neuron differentiation. NCBI's taxonomy places the organism in Eukaryota, Metazoa, Chordata, Actinopteri, Perciformes, Serranidae.
CACAUUGCGGGCGCGUGCUCAUGUGCGCGCUCACACCGGCUAUUGUGUUUUUAUCAACAAGCAGACCACCGUGGCCUCACGGGUAACUGAGCUGGCCGGCUGAACGACGAGGGGCUGCGAAACCAUGGCGGACGAACAAGAAAUAAUGUGCAAACUGGAAAACAUAUUGGAAAUACGGAACAAGACUGUCCAGAUGCAGAAGAUCAAGUCUCGUCUUAAGAUUGAGUUUGAGGCUCUGGAGUCUGAAGAGAAGCACCUGAAAGAGUACAAACAAGAGAUGGAUCUGCUUUUACAAGAGAAAAUGGCACAUGUGGAGGAGCUGCGGCUCAUCCAUGCAGAUAUCAAUGUGAUGGAGAGCACUAUCAAGCAGUCGGAGAAUGACCUGAAUAAGCUGCUGGAAACAACUCGCCGCCUGCAUGAUGAGUACAAACCUCUGAAGGAGCAUGUCGAUGCCCUCAGGAUGACCUUAGGUCUGCACAGACUUCCCAACCUGAACGAAGAGGAGGAGAAGCUCUCCCUGGAUUACUUCGAGAAGCAGAAAGCCGAGUGGCAGAAGGAACCGCAUGAGCCCGCCAUUCCAGAGUCCCUCGCUGCCGCCGCCGCAGCAGCACAGCAGCUUCAGGUGUCCAGGAAGCAAGAUGCACGUCAGACGGCCACCUUCAGACAGCAGCCCCCGCCUAUGAAGGCUUGCUUGUCCUGCCACCAGCAGAUCCAUCGUAAUGCUCCCAUCUGCCCAUUGUGCAAGGCCAAGAGCCGCUCCCGCAACCCAAAGAAGCCCAAAAGGAAGCCUGAUGAGUAGAUCUUACUCUACCCUCAGCUUCAGUAGCAUUUAAAGGGACCUGGUCCGAUACACUGAUCUAAGAUCAGCCAUGUACAUCACAAUAUAUGACUGAAAGAACAGAUCUGUGCUACAGGACAAUUUCCAAAAACAGUCCCCACUUUAACAAAUUGUCUUAGUACCUUUUUUCAUAAAGUGUCGACUGAAAUUGAUGGAAGAUCUGGUAACGUCAUUCUGUUGUUUUUCUCAGUGCUUUGGAUGUGUUUACAUGUAACUGUAUGACUUCUAUAGUAGGUUUACUAGCACCUAACCAUGUAACUGCAAUAAUGCAAAACUUAAAAUGUCCAAAUAAUUUUGCUCAUGUUGCUUUUUUUUGCCUUAGAUAUUGUACUGUACUUUCAGUUUUUUUGUUCAGUGCAUGCGUGCUUCCAUGGCUGUCUGUAGUGUAUUUUUGUGCCAAUAUAUAAAUCAAAUAGGUUUAAUUGAAGUUAAAUAAAACACAUUUUAAUGUUUACAGUGUUCAAGUGACCACAAACGGGAUAAAAAAAGGCCAGACUCAUUUGCUCUGAAUAUUGUUGUGUGUUUAACUUUAAUACAGUGAUAAGAAAAUAAAUGGCUGUUUUGUACUAA